AAUUCUUGAAGUCGUUUCGUCUUUAGGAGCAAAUUAAAAUGUCAAAACAAUAAUGGCUGGGUCUGGCUGAAUAUUCGGUUAGCUUUUGCACUGUUGUUGAAAUUUCAUUAAAAGUUGUACUGAAACUUGUGUAAAAAUAUUUUUACUGAAACUAUUUCAUCGAGUAAUUAAUUUUAUAGCUAUAUCUGUCUAGUAACUGUGGCAUACAAUGUUUCUAUUUGAUGGCAAAUAUAAGUUGUUUUACAAGACACUAUUCUCAAUGUUUGCCUCUUUUUUGAACUUAUAAGAGUUAGUGAUUGCAUAAGAUGCCCGGUUCAUUUAAAAUAUAAAUAUGAUUUACUUCAAUGUUACUAAUAUUAGUCUGGUGUUAAGAACAUGCUUGAAAUUAAAUCACGCGUCAAAAAAGCAUAGCUUUAAUAUAAAUUUCCAAACACUUUUUGGUUAUGCUCCAAUAUGUAGUCGUCUUAUCCACACUUCAAAAACUAACGGGCAGACGCAAAAGGAUGGGAUCACACUUCUGCCAUCGCCGCAGGAGGUGACACUAAUUCUUCGUAAAAAUGAGUUCAACAAAGAAUUUGCCUCGGGAUCCGUCAAGUCAUAUGAUUCUAAUCAGCUGGCCUCAAAUGAUCCCAUUGAAGAUACAAGAAGUGAAGGGCAGUGCAAGCUAACACCAGGUAUAUUGAUGGGUGUGUUUGAUGGACAUGGUGGUCCGGCUUGUGCUCAAGUUGUAUCUAAAAGGCUGUUAGAUUAUGUUGCAGCAGCCAUGCUUCCUACGGACAUAAUUAAUACAAUUCUUAGGGAGCCACAAGGUGCUUUAGUGGACACAUACAAUGAUAAAAUAGAACUUAUAAAUGAUCUUAAAACAAUAUAUGACAACAGCUUCAAAGAGUUUUUAUUGGAGCUGGCAAGAACACCAAGAGACGAAUUGAAUGUGAACACAGCAAUGGAGAAAGGAAUCUUACAGUUAGACAAUGAUCUAUCUAGAGAAGUUAUUGAACCAUUUUAUAGUAAUGGUGUAAUAAACCAGAAGACAUUAUCUGUGGCUCUGUCAGGGGCAGUGGUCUGCGUAUCAUAUAUUAAUGGACCUCAUUUAUACGUAGCCAAUAUUGGAGAUUGUAACGCUGUGUUGGGUACAUUGACGGAUGAUAAUGAAUGGUUAGCAAAGAAGAUUACCAAAGAACACAAUUCAGAAAAUUUUGAUGAAUUGAAACGAAUAUGGAAUGAACAUCCUGACGAUGAAAGGAAGACAGUGAUUAGACGGGAUAGACUGCUCGGCGAACUAGCUCCACUCAGAAGUAUGGGUGAUUAUCGUUACAAAUGGUCUACUGAGCUUCUGUCUAAAGUAGCAGUGCCAUCUGUAGGGGAUAAAGCGAUACCUGCGAAUUAUCACACCCCUCCAUAUCUUACAGCUAAGCCGGAUAUUUUCUAUCACAGACUGUCACCGAAGGAUAAAUUCCUAAUUAUAGCUUCGGAUGGCUUAUGGGACAUGUUAACUCCCCUGCAGGCUGUUAAACUAGUCGGUGAACAUAUGAAAGGAAAAGUGUUUUACAAUCCGCUAAAAUUGCCCAAGAAGAAUAUACAGCUAGGAGAUAUUAACGAACUACUUCUUCAUAGGAAAGAGAGUUUGAAGAGUAAGCCGAAGGAUAGGAAUGCGGCUACACAUUUAAUAAGGCAUGCAAUUGGUGGGACCGAGUAUGGCAUAGAUCAUUCUAGACUUGCCCAUCUUCUCAGCUUGACACCUGAUGUCAGUCGAAUGUUUAGGGAUGACAUUACGGUCACUAUUGCAUAUUUUGAUUCGGAAUUUCUUAGACAGUGUCCAGCUUAAAAAAGAAAGACUAGAAAACAUUGUGCCUUGUAUUUAUUUUUGAUACUGCAAUAACUGAGGAAACAUUUAUAAACAUAAG
This is a messenger RNA of Papilio machaon (common yellow swallowtail), 1904 nucleotides long. RefSeq names its product pyruvate dehydrogenase [acetyl-transferring]-phosphatase 1, mitochondrial (gene Pdp). The coding region runs from base 332 to 1825 and encodes 497 amino acids. The record is from RefSeq and is a predicted model, not a curated record. The transcript has 4 exons. Gene Ontology annotation, molecular function: protein serine/threonine phosphatase activity; cation binding. Gene Ontology annotation, biological process: protein dephosphorylation. NCBI's taxonomy places the organism in Eukaryota, Metazoa, Arthropoda, Insecta, Lepidoptera, Papilionidae.